CGACUCCGGACGACUGGGUGUCGUCGCCAUGAUCGCGGCCCUCUGCCUGUUGGCCAUUUUCGGGUCGAGUCAAGGUCUGGACUCUGCAGAAUUAUCGAGGACCGAAAUCGAGACAUCGAUCGAUAGGACUAUCAAGGAAGUCGAAAGGAAGAUCCAGGAGGACCCGAGUCUCCCAAGGCUGGCCAGAGAUCAGAUUCUCGAUGUUCUGUUCCACGUAGUCGCGAGAGAUGCCGAGAGAGACGAAGCUGAUCGAGUCCCUGAAGAGACCCGAUCGGCAUAUCGGAAAGCUUUGAUGGUAGUUCUUCCUUACAGCGCGAAAGAGAACUCCGAAGAUACCCUGAAGAAGCUCUUCUCGAAGCCUCCCCUGGUCCAGGUGAUCCAGAACAAUUCGAGCAACCAGGUCGGGAAGGAAGAGCUCCUGGACUCCUGGAAGACACCUGGCCAAAAUCAGGAUAACUCCGUAGGCUCUCAAACCGACCACCCGAGUUAUCCUGUUUACAAAGCUGCGGUGGAAAGGUUGCGGGAGUCUCUUCAAAAUCACAAGGAAACAUAUUCCGAGGUGGUCGACUCGUCCCUAGAAAAAGUUGCCGAGAACCAAAGAGGACGGAACCGAGAGCCCGAGAAGUUCAGUUUCGACCUGAGAAGCUUGGAGGACACGUCGACGUCCGAUCAACUGGAUGAAAAUGUUCAGGAUAACGUCCCGGAGAGCUCCAAGCUGGAAAUCGUGUACAGUACUGGAGGCACCACGGAAUCUACCCUGAAGAGCACCGCGGAGAAGAACAAACGACCGAUCGAUUUAGCUACUUGGAAGCAAAUGGUGUCUAAUAAUGAUGCAAGGUCUAAGUUGAAACACGAGCGACCGUCGCCGGUCUAUGUUGCUCCCAUGAUCCUGACCACGGCUACCACAUCUUCAGCAAAGCCGAAGUACGGCUCCACCUACACAAUAGCAUCCGGUGGAUUCUUGAACGCCUCGACGACGUCUUCGCCGAUCAGCGACGAGGUCGAAGGCAUCUUGACUUCCAUUGGGAUUCGCUCGGAGAACGCCUUGAAGAGUGGAGAAAAAGGCUACCUGCGAGUUAGCGACAUAUCGCCUAAUGGAGUUUCGGGACUGGUUGCGAGCGGGGGAACUUCAUCUUCUUUAGGGAGCCAGAAUACCUUCGGGGACUUUCCCUCGGACUUCAGGAAGGGAAUGGACAACCUGACCCCUGAAGUGCAGCAGCUCUUCCAGAAGUUCGGGCUGCAGGCCGCGGAGAAGUGGAGGGAAGCUUCGACGACCUGGAGGCCACCUACGGUGAAAGUCAGUCAGAAUUCGUACACUAACUUCAAGCCACUGCCUACAGCUCCGGUGAACAACAAAGACAUGAGGGAUUUCCUGGCGAAGUUUGGCCUCGGGGGCGAGAUCCGAGGUCAGAAGUCGAUAGACUCGAAGAGGUCCAAAGAUGGGCCUUCUCCGCUGGCGGACGCGGUUCCGGCGACCAUGAAGAGGAUCUUGGAGAACAUCGGUCUGAUCGCGCGGACGAAGGCGGAACCGACCGCAAAGAGCGUGGACCAUUUUGCAUCCACGGAAAGGAGUCCUGAGGUGUCCGCGACGUCCAAGUUGCACGUCUUCAAGCCUCAUGAGGCGUCCUUGAGCGACGAGGAGCAGAAGUCGAAGAUCCACGAGCUCCUAGACACGGUGAGGCUGGUCCAGGAGGGCAAGGUGGAGGCCACCGAGGUUCAAAAACUCGCCGAUAGAAUUCUGAGCUCGUCCAAAUCUCUGUCGGGUGGUCCCGAUCCUCUGAGCCUUGAAGAGAUCUUGAGAAAUUACAGGGAUGGUCUUAGGAAGGAGGUCAAGAGGCAACAAGAGGACCUCACCACGCAGCAGCCGGAGAAGAACCAACAGCAGGAUCAGGAGGGUGAACAGGAUCAGCAGGACCAGCGGGACCAGCAAUCCGAUGGAACCGGUACCGAAGACGAGCCGACCUUGACCUCGACUGCUGCAACCGAGACAACCUCGGCCAACACCACGGAGACCAGCUCGCCGUCUUCGAGGAAUCUUGAAGCGACCUCGACUGCUUCGACCGCUGCCGAAGAGACCACAAAGGCGAACGCAGAGGUCGUGGAAGAAACCUCCUCGAUGAGUGUCCUCCAGGAUGCGCCGUCCACCACUUCCAGUCCAUUUAAUCUCGCCGGCCUUGAGGAAUCCUUCGGAGGAAGCACCAGAGCACCGGACCCCGUUUUGCCGACUCCUCGUAGGAGCGGUCUUUAUUUCUUGGUCGACUGGAACACCUUCUUAGAGGUCGGCGAGGAGGGCAAGGAUAAGGUCAACCUGAGGUUCCAGCCGAAGGUUGGCGACAGGUCCAGAUUCAUAUCCGUCACUGUCCCUUGAAAUGAAAAAAUCCCUCCUCGCUGGCGAAUCAUCCGUGAUGAAAUUUGAUCCUUCGUCCUUUUCGUCUGGUCCGAAAAGGACGGGACUUCGUGAAUCUGAAUUCGCGUGGCGUAUUUUUUUACUUUUUAUACCCUUACGACGAGAGAACGUAUCCUCUCCGAACGAGUUUACAGAUACUUAUUGAUUAUUGUAAUUAGCAGUUAUUUAGUCAAUAUUAGUCAGUCGAUUGUAAAUGCAUUACAACUAAAGUGCAACGAGUUAGGUCGCUGCGGUUUACUUGAAAUAAGGAAAUAAAUCCUUUUUUAUACA
This is a messenger RNA of Orussus abietinus, 2677 nucleotides long. RefSeq lists its product as uncharacterized. NCBI's taxonomy places the organism in Eukaryota, Metazoa, Arthropoda, Insecta, Hymenoptera, Orussidae. The coding region runs from base 29 to 2368 and encodes 779 amino acids. The transcript has 3 exons. The record is from RefSeq and is a predicted model, not a curated record.